AUGUCUCUACCUGCUCUGUUCCGCAGAGCGCUGAAUUCCGCAGCGAAAGCAAACAACAUGCCGACCAUUCAGGAUGAUACACAGGAACUCAUUCAGUCCGCGCUCUCGGAUCUGAAACUGGUACACUCUCGUAUUUCCGCCCUUGCUCUUUUUAGUGAAAACGAGCUCCUUUCGGACAUUCCCACACGCGAUCUAGUGUAUCUAUUGGUUCCGUUCGUCCUCGCCGAGGUGGAAGGUCGUGUGCGCACUGCGGAUCCUGAGGAACGAUUAGAACGCGCUGAAAGAUCUCGAUCACUUUAUUCAACCUUUCUGUUAUAUUUGGAUAUGUAUGAGGUUAUUCCAGAAUCUGAGCGGGCGAUCUAUGCUCAAGCUAGCAUGUCCGUGGGUGAUGCAAGCCAGCGCCGAGACUUGAAGAUCAAACAGUAUCAGAAAGAGAAAGAGAUCAAAAUUAGGAUAGCGGAAAUUCGCAAGCGCCGCAAUCACGGCUCGCUCACCACCGACGUUGAUUCGAAUUUUGAAUUAAUUUCGUCUCUUAUACCUGGAACUCGACUCAAAACGCAUUCUCAUACAACUGACUAUAUCGACGAGGAUGACGAGGAUGACGAAGCGGAAGACAUCUUACGUGAAGCCGCACUGCUUCUUCUACGUCUAACAUGUGCCCAGGCGCAUGCACAAAUGCAGAGCUUGGUCCAAGAAAUUCAGUUGUUGCGCAGCGCACCAUCACAAUGCGUAUCCCAACAUUCCGAAGAUCCUCGUCAUGUGAGGGGUCGGGAGAAUAAUGACUUGUGGAGAUUAGAUGCACCAGUACUGCGAAGCGGGCCAAACGGCAAGGGACCAUUGCUUGACCCCAGCGGCAAACCUCUUCGUCCAUUCACAAUUCUUCCCUCCUCGUCCAGCCGGGCACAAUUGCGGGCAGAAGUGUUUCAACCAGAUCAUCGCCUGCCCACGAUGACAGUUGAUGAUUACUUAGAAGUCGAACGCCAGCGAGGGAACAUUAUUUCCGGUGGAGGAGCGCAAUCAGAGGAAGCGCCAACAAUCAAAGAGCAAUUGGCAUUGGACGCUGAAAUGAAUGGCACGGUGUUUGGGGAGGAUAAAGCAGAGGAGAAGCGACAACAAGAUGAGAGAUGGGCACAGUACACCGAUACUCAUCAGCGUGGUGCAGGAAACACUAUGAAUCGAGGAUAA
Fibroporia radiculosa is the source of this 1185-nucleotide messenger RNA. RefSeq lists its product as uncharacterized. The record is from RefSeq and is a predicted model, not a curated record. The transcript has 6 exons. Gene Ontology annotation, biological process: regulation of dephosphorylation; regulation of signal transduction. Gene Ontology annotation, molecular function: protein phosphatase 2A binding. Lineage: Eukaryota; Fungi; Basidiomycota; Agaricomycetes; Polyporales; Fibroporiaceae. The coding region runs from base 1 to 1185 and encodes 394 amino acids. Gene Ontology annotation, cellular component: cytosol.